Messenger RNA from Dama dama (fallow deer), 3986 nucleotides. RefSeq names its product apolipoprotein B receptor (gene APOBR). Gene Ontology annotation, cellular component: membrane. Gene Ontology annotation, molecular function: very-low-density lipoprotein particle receptor activity. The coding region runs from base 79 to 3123 and encodes 1014 amino acids. The transcript is spliced from 4 exons. Gene Ontology annotation, biological process: lipid transport; triglyceride metabolic process. Lineage: Eukaryota; Metazoa; Chordata; Mammalia; Artiodactyla; Cervidae. The record is from RefSeq and is a predicted model, not a curated record.
UCUUGGGUCCUGGGGAAGACUGGUUCAGUGGGUGGGGACAGUCAUUAUCAGUUUUCUGGACACACAGAGACAGACAGGAUGGAUUUCCUCCGGCUACAUCUCCCUGGGCUGCAUCAGGCCUUGAGAGGGGCACUGGACUCUCUCAAUACCUUUGUUUCCUACCUUAUAGGAGAUGAAGUCCCCACUGUAGAGAGGAAGGAGGCAUGUGCAGCUGAGGAACUGAGGGAGGUGGCUGCAGGAAGGCCCCUGGGGAAGGUGGAAGAGGAAGCCCAGGAGGCCCUGGAGGGUCUUGGAGGCAGUCAAAGCAAGGAGGAUGGAGGGCUGAGACAGCCUGGAGAGACUGGAAGAUGCUGGGAGGAAAGCUCAGCUACAGAACAGACCUCAGGUGGUGGAGAAGGCAGCUCCCAUGGGUCUCAAGCUGAGAGGCAGGACACUGAGGACUGGGAGGCAGCCAAAGCCAUCAGAUGCCAGGAUUCAGGUAUCCCCUUGGAGGCCAGAAAGAAGUCGGAGGCUGGUCAAGAUAGGAGGAGCCAAGCUCUGGAGAGCCAGGAGCAUGAUGAGCAGGAAGUGAAGAGAGAGGAGACACUGAGAACAUGGGAAUGGGAGGAGGAAGAGGUCAGGGCAACAGAGCCAGGGGUGGUGGGAGGGGUGGAGUCAGAGCGGGCCUGGCACAAGGAGCCUGAGGGGAAGGCCGGUGCCGACGGGCACAAGGUGGCAGGGGAUGGCAAGGAGUCAGAGCAGGUGGUCAGUGAGGCAGCGGCAGAGGAGAUCCAGGGCCCUGGGGCCAAAGGGGCUGGCAGGGAAGAAGGGGUGGUGGUGGUCAGGUGUGGUCGAAGCCCAAGGGCACUGGGGACGCAGGAGCCGGGGGCAGAAUCUGAGGAUGGGGAGGCCUCGGGCAGGGAGGAGGCUGACCUCCCAGGAGUCGAGGAGGCAGAAUAUGGGGCAGUCCCAGAAAAGAGGAUCCCAGAGGGUACUGGGAGAGUCUGGGCCCUAGAGGAGACCUCCAAGAGAGACCAGGAGGAGGAGGUGGACGAGAAUAGAGAGACCGAAGUGAGCCUGUUCCCUGAACAGACCCAGGUCCUAGGAACCCGGAGAGUGGAAGCAGAAGCCAAAGGCCAGGCAGCAGGGAGGGAGACUGAGGAAGGUCCGAGGUCAGUGGGGGAGGUAAGGGAGGGCUUUGAGGGUCAGGCAGAUCGGGCUGAGGAAGAGGCCGUGGGGAGGCAAGACUCAGAGGUCAAGGCUGGUCAAGCCAGUCUCAAGGCGGUGGUACAAACAGAGGAGGCUAAGGAGCAGAAGAAGGAGAGUUGCUCGGCUACAGAGGCUGAGCUGCCCCAGGCCAAAGUAGCUAAUGAGGCUAAAGGGGAUGCUGACUUGGAGGCAACCCCAGAGGCCAGGCCCCAGCAGUUCAAUGGGGGAAGGGAGGAGGAAGAGACUCAGACAGGGGAUGAAGCAUUGGAGGAGGAGCGGGGUGGCCUUGAGCACAAGGUCACUGGAGGCCAAGAACCUGAGCUGAUGGGAGGCCCCCAGACCACAACAGAACAACUUGAGGAAGGGCCGGUGGGUAAAGAAGAGCUCCAGAGCAUUCUAGCCCUGAGCAGAGAGGAGACAGGGAGGAGCCUGCAGGAAUAUCCCAGGCACGUGGGGCAUGUGAAUCCUAACAGCUCUGUGACCGAAGCCUGGGAAAAUAGAAGAAAGGAUGUGGAGAGAGAUGAUGCCCAGGAGGAAAAAGGAGAUGCUGAAGAGGGGGAGGAGGAGGCCACAAGAGGCCAGGCAUCGGUGGUGGAGGCUGCAGGAGGCCGAGAGUUGGCACGACCAGCAAUCCCAGAGGCAGGUGGGGAGUGGAUGGAAGCCUGGCAUGGAGCAGAGGAGGCGGAGGCCCCGGGAGCGGAGAACCAGGAGCAGGGCAGAAGGCACGGGGCAGAAGCAGGGACCGGCCAGUUCCUGGGAGAGUUGGACAUCAGAGAAACCCAGGAGGAAGAGGUAGAAGCCCCUGGGCCCUUCGGGGAGGACAGACCCUCAGGGAGAGGCUGGAGGCUGGAGGCGGUGGCUGUGAACCCCCAGAGCAGUGAGGGCCCAGAGGCAAAUUCUUUGGCUAUUGAGAUGGUGGAGGAUAAGGCAGCUUUGGAUGGAGGGGCCCUUGGGCCUGGAGAAGAGCCCGAAAGAGAGGCUGGGGAUGCCUUUGGGAGAGCCUGGGAUUUGGAAGGGAGAGAGGAAGCUCACAGAGGUGAGCUGGUGGAGGCUGCAGAGGGAGAGAAGAGAAGGGGGCAGGAGUUUGGCCUGGAGGGCUCAGCUGAGGAGGAGGUGCCUGGCCAAGGUAGACAAGCAGAGGCUCCUGAGGCUACCCUGGAGGGUAAGCCAGAGGGAGAGGUGACGGGGCUGGGGGAAUCAGCAGGGGCAGAAGGAAUCUGUGAGGUGGAUGACUUUCCCUUGGGCCCACAGGCGCUGAGGGCAAAGGACCUCCCAGGAGGGCAGGCACUGUGGGAAGGAGAGGCUGGGGGAUGGAGAGCAAGGGAGCAGGGGCAAAGCGGUGAGGGGCAGCAUGGGAACCAGCACCCCGAGGAGGGAAAAGCACAAAGGCCCCUUGACGUGGAGGAUGCCGGGGUGACCGGAGGCCAAAAGGCAGAGGCCGCGGAGACUGAUCCAGACGGCCUGGAGGAUAUCCAAGUCCUGGAGGAUGUCCAAGCCCUGGAGGACCAGUCAACCAAUGAGGGCCCUGCAGAGGCUGAGCCUGGACCACGAGGGGAGGCUGACGGGAGCGCUGGACAGGAUGCUGAUGGCAAGUGGGGUGAGGCCCUGCUCCCGGGGUCCCGCCUGGACGUCUCUGUCUCGAGGAGCCGGGUAUUCCUGUCCCGCAGCUCCUCGCAGCGCCGCUCCCGGCCCUCUUUCCGUCGGACCCCGGCCCCUGAGCCACCCGAGGAGCCUCCCAGCCCCCCAACUGAGGAGGAGCCAUCAGCCCCAGAGCAGAGAAUCCAGCCAGAGCAGCCGCCGGAGCCAAGGCCCCCCAGGCCUGAAGGGACUCCACUGCCGGCCAGGAGAAGUCCCUUGGGACAGGGGUUUGGCCUGGCACACCCAGGCAUGAUGCAGGAACUGCGGGCCCGGCUGGGCCAGCCAAAGCCCCAGUGACAGGAUCCGAGGCCCCGGGAGCCAGGCGCCGAGCAAGGCUUGCUGGGACGGCUGGGUCGAACCCAGCUCAGCCUGACUUCCUCUGCCGCUUCGGACGUGUCCUUUUCACCGACCCCCGCUACCCCCCUGGGCCUGAGUUGCUGCAUGUGUCGUCCGUGGAGCAGACAGAACCAGAUGCCAGCGAGAAUCAUGAACUUAAGGAGUCUGCCUCUCCGCUGUGGCUGAUGGACCCCUGCCCUGCUGGGGUUGCCUGUCUCUGAGGACCUGCCUUGCCUGCCUCGUAAAUCUGUCUCAGCUGCUCGGAAAACCGAGUGAAGACAGAGACCGUUCUCCCCCGGGCCUUCCCUCUCGGACGGCACCCACUCUUUGCUCUCCCUAACCCUGUCUCUGACUAGGCCCUCGGUGCUGUGGAGGAGGAACGCGAUCCUCUGAGGUUGAAGCCAGCCUGGAGGAAAGGGUCAGGAGGGACUGUGGAGCUCCAUUUGCAAUCAAAGGGAAGCAUGCCGGUUGCCAGCAUUCUGGAACUUCCAGAAUGGGAGCUGAGUGGGGGAACUCUGUUGGUUACUAUGGCAACCACCAGCUGAACAAACCAGAGUGGGAGAAGGUGGGCCAGAAACCCUCAAAAUGGAGGAGCAGAGAGGAGUCCAGGGUGGCCAAAAGCUGCAGCCUCCUCGCCAGGGCCCCUCGGGGUGUCAGGCACCCCUUCUCUGGAAAGAAACCAAGGCAGAGAGAGGGUGGGAGUGCUUUAUUAGACAGCAUGGUGGCCUAGUCUGAGGAUGACUAGCAGGCCCCCAAAACAAUAAAUAAACCUUCAUUUUUCUAAACAAUAAAUAAAUAUCUAAGAAAUAAAUAUCUGACAAAGA